This is a messenger RNA of Physeter macrocephalus (sperm whale), 2538 nucleotides long. It is a transcript of the gene FST, whose product is annotated as follistatin. Gene Ontology annotation, molecular function: protein binding. The transcript has 6 exons. Gene Ontology annotation, biological process: cell differentiation; multicellular organism development. The record is from RefSeq and is a predicted model, not a curated record. Bases 478 to 1512 code for a protein of 344 amino acids. Lineage: Eukaryota; Metazoa; Chordata; Mammalia; Artiodactyla; Physeteridae.
GGGUGUUCUUCCCCACUCCCCCGCCCCGGUCGCCUGCCCCCUCCCUCUCGCUCCUACGCAAAUAAGAACUCGGCGAUUCCCCUCCAGCAGCUUUGAUUUCGGGCACCUCCACCAGAUAAUUGGGAAGGGUUUCCAGAAGGUGGGAAAUGUCACCUGAUUCACACUGAACUUUUAGAAGCUCCCCACCCCCAAGGAGCCGCGCACACCCUCGCUCGCGGCCGCCCUCCCACUGCCCCACACCCUGGGAGACCGCCCACCGCAAACCGCGGAGACCCCCGUCUAGAUUUAAAGCGCGGCUGCGCCCGGCUUCUGACGUCCAUUGAAUCGCGCGGGCGGCCGGCGGCGAGCGCGGGGCUGCGCCGGGAUCGCUGCGCCCUCCGCCGCUCGCCUCUGCGACGCGCGCCGCUUGCCCGAGCCACCCGCCGCCGCGCCCGCUCCCCGCGCCGCCGCGCUCCUCGCGCCGCGCCUGCCCCCAGGAUGGUCCGUCCCCGGCACCAGCCCGGCGGGCUCUGCCUCCUGCUGCUGCUGCUCUGCCAGUUCAUGGAGGACCGCAGUGCCCAGGCUGGGAACUGCUGGCUCCGCCAAGCAAAGAACGGCCGCUGCCAGGUCCUGUACAAGACAGAAUUGACCAAGGAGGAGUGCUGCAGCACCGGCCGCCUCAGCACCUCAUGGACCGAAGAGGACGUAAAUGACAACACGCUCUUCAAGUGGAUGAUUUUCAAUGGGGGCGCCCCCAACUGCAUCCCCUGUAAAGAAACGUGCGAGAACGUGGACUGUGGGCCCGGGAAAAAAUGCCGAAUGAACAAGAAGAACAAACCCCGCUGCGUCUGUGCCCCAGAUUGUUCUAACAUCACCUGGAAAGGCCCAGUCUGUGGGCUGGAUGGAAAAACCUACCGCAACGAAUGUGCACUCCUCAAGGCCAGAUGUAAAGAGCAGCCGGAACUGGAAGUCCAGUACCAGGGCAAAUGUAAAAAGACCUGUCGGGAUGUUUUCUGUCCAGGCAGCUCCACAUGCGUGGUGGACCAGACUAAUAAUGCCUACUGUGUGACAUGUAACCGCAUUUGCCCAGAGCCCACCUCCUCUGAACAGUAUCUCUGUGGGAAUGAUGGAGUAACCUACUCCAGUGCUUGUCACCUGAGAAAGGCUACCUGCCUACUGGGCAGGUCUAUUGGAUUGGCCUAUGAGGGAAAGUGUAUCAAAGCAAAGUCCUGUGAGGAUAUCCAGUGCACUGGUGGAAAAAAGUGUUUAUGGGAUUUCAAGGUUGGCAGAGGCCGGUGUUCCCUCUGCGAUGAGCUGUGCCCUGAGAGUAAGUCUGAGGAGCCUGUCUGUGCCAGUGACAAUGCCACCUACGCCAGCGAGUGUGCCAUGAAGGAAGCGGCCUGCUCCUCAGGCGUGCUGCUGGAAGUGAAGCACUCCGGAUCUUGCAACUCCAUUUCGGAAGACACCGAGGAAGAGGAGGAAGAUGAAGACCAGGACUACAGCUUUCCUAUAUCUUCCAUUCUAGAGUGGUAAACCCCUCCACCAAUGUUCAGUGUUGACAUAGCCUUUGGGCAAAAAAAAAAAAAAAAAGAAAAAUGAAAAGAAAAAGAAAAAAUAUAUUGUCCAUACUGUAAAUAAGUGUAUGCUUAUUUAUUUGGGGGGAAAACUAUACAUAAAGGACCUUUGUCCUAAAGCUCUCUCCCAGGCCACCUUGUUACUCAUUGGACCCGGAGAGGCAGUCAUUGUGAGGUCUACUGGAUGAGGCCCAUAGUUGAGACUUGUAGACAUUUAUUUAUACUGUGUCAUGUUUUAUAAUUUAUACAUAAAAUGUCUGGUUGACUGUACACCUUGUUUUUGAAGAAAUUUAUUCGUGAAAGGAAGAGCAGUUGUUAUUUAUUGUGAGGUCUCUUGCUUGUAAAGUAAAAGCUUUUUUUUUUCCUUGUAAACCAUUUAAGUCCAUUCCUUACUAUUCACUCACUCAUCUGUCUCCCUUCAUUUCACUGUUGUUAGACUCUUUUCCAUUAUAACAAACUUGCAUGUCAGUUUCUGUCAUGUUUAUUUAUUGGAUUCUCUGCUGCCUGUUCUGUACAUACAUGAUCCCUCAGGUUUUGUUUACAAGGAAUUUUGACUGACCAAAAGGCAUUAUAACUCUGACUCAGAUAGAAGGUACAGAGGAUACACCUUUGAGGAAAUUCCUACUUCUGUUCUCUGUUGUGAUGAAGACAUUUGUGAGAGGGGCUGAUAGCAACGUUGGGUUUCUAAUAAUGUACUUUUAAGAUGUUACAGAUCCAAAGAAAUUGAGUGAUAUGGGUGUCAGGAGCCUGAAGGAAGGGGAAUGCUACACAUUCAACCUUUUGUUAGGUGUUUCCUUUAAGCUAGUCUGCUGUACCUUUUAAAUUAGUCCUUUUCACCCAAUGUGUCAUGAAAAGUUAUAUCAAAGCUUUAUCAGUUCAAAUUUCUUGCUUUUCAUAAUACUUUUUUCUGAUGCAAUUUUAUAUUUUCAAACAUGGCAAGUUAAAUAUAAAUUCAUUUAAAUAUAUAGUUUUGUACUUUUCUACC